Messenger RNA from Saccharomyces kudriavzevii IFO 1802, 912 nucleotides. RefSeq names its product Srb5p (gene SRB5). The transcript has a single exon. Bases 1 to 912 code for a protein of 303 amino acids. NCBI's taxonomy places the organism in Eukaryota, Fungi, Ascomycota, Saccharomycetes, Saccharomycetales, Saccharomycetaceae. Gene Ontology annotation, molecular function: transcription coregulator activity. Gene Ontology annotation, cellular component: core mediator complex; mediator complex. Gene Ontology annotation, biological process: regulation of transcription by RNA polymerase II; termination of RNA polymerase II transcription. The record is from RefSeq and is a predicted model, not a curated record.
AUGGUUCAGCAGUUGAGUUUAUUUGGAUACAUUAGUGAUGAUGGUUACGAUUUAUUAAUAUCAACGCUGACUACAAUAUCUGGUAAUCCACCGCUAUUAUACAAUAGCCUAUGUACUGUUUGGAAACCAAAUCCAUCUUACGACGUCGAAAAUGUAAAUUCCAGGAAUCAAUUGGUUGAGCCGAAUAGAAUAAAGCUUACCAAAGAAUUGCCAUUUUCCUACUUAAUCAAUGAAACAAUGGUUGGUCAGCCACUGAACUUUAAAAUUUUGAAGUCCUUUACAAACGAUACAAUCUCGCUUAGCUAUGUUAUGACGAGGAAUAUUUUGCAUAAUGAAGUUCUUCACACAAGCAAUGCCAGCACCACCACCGAGAUUAAAAAUGGCAGUGAACAUGCAGGACAAAUUGUAAAUGAAAAUGAUAUCGUGGACGUCGAUAUGGAUGCAAGUUCCACACCUUCAAACAGAUCGUGUUCCCCUUGGUCAUUACAAAUUUCAGAUAUUCCUGCCGCAGGAAAUAAUAGAAGUGUCUCAAUGCAGACGAUUGCCGAGACUAUUAUAUUAUCUUCAGCGGGUGAGAACCCAUCAAUAUCCUCACUCAUGAGCGGAUUCGGAUAUGUAUUUGAGUAUCAAUACCUCACAAUUGGUGUCAAAUUCUUUAUGAGGCAUGGCUUGAUAUUGGAGUUACAAAAAAUCUGGCAAAUACAAGAAGCGGGGAAUUCACAAAUUACCAAUGGAGGAUUCUUAAUAAAGGCAUAUAUUAAUGUUAACAGAGGAACCGAUAUUGAUCGUAUAAAUUAUACAGAGACCGUUCUAAUGAAUUUAAAAAAGGAACUACAAGGUUAUAUAGAACUAAGCGUACCGGAUAGACAAUCAAUGGACUCGAGGGUGGCACAUGGAAACAUUUUGAUAUGA